GUGUUGUUAAAAUUGCAAUUAUUCCAUUUGUUACCAGCUCCGAAGCCCGAAAGCUGCACGACACCACCAUUUAGAUCUAAACAACUGCUAACUCCCGGAAUCCGGCAUCAUGGGGUCUCUGUUCCGUAGCGAGGAGAUGUCCCUCUGCCAGCUGUUUCUGCAGAGUGAGGCUGCUUACGCGUGUGUGUCAGAGUUGGGCGAGUUAGGGUUGGUCCAGUUUCGCGAUCUCAAUCCGGACGUCAACGCGUUCCAGCGUAAGUUCGUCAAUGAGGUGCGCCGCUGUGACGAGAUGGAGCGCAAGUUGCGCUACCUUGAGAAGGAAAUAAAAAAAGAUGGCAUUCCUAUGCUGGACACUGGCGAGAGCCCCGAAGCACCGCAACCAAGGGAGAUGAUCGAUCUGGAGGCAACGUUCGAAAAACUGGAGAAUGAGUUGCGCGAAGUGAAUCAAAAUGCGGAAGCACUGAAGCGCAACUAUCUCGAGCUGACGGAGCUGAAGCACAUCCUGCGUAAGACUCAGGUCUUCUUUGACGAGGCCGUAUAUACUGGAAAUGUACCUAAUAAGACAAGAAACCGCUAUCAACAGAUGGCGGAUUCGCACAGGGAAGAGGAGCAGGUUAAUCUUCUUGGUGAGGAGGGCAUACGUGCAGGUGGUGCCGGGGCACAGGGACAAAAUCUAAAACUAGGCUUUGUUGCCGGAGUGAUCCUGCGUGAACGUUUGCCGGCAUUCGAACGUAUGCUGUGGCGUGCUUGCCGGGGCAAUGUGUUCCUUCGACAGGCGAUGAUCGAAGAUCCGCUCGAGGACCCAUCGACCGGAGACAAGGUGUACAAGUCGGUGUUCAUCAUCUUCUUCCAAGGUGAUCAGCUGAAGACGCGUGUAAAGAAAAUCUGCGAAGGUUUCCGCGCCACGCUCUACCCAUGCCCCGAGGCGCCGACCGAUCGCCGCGAGAUGGCGAUGGGCGUGAUGACACGCAUCGAGGAUUUGCACACCGUGCUCGGCCAAACGCAAGACCAUCGUCACCGGGUGCUGGUCGCGGCGGCCAAAAAUUUGAAGAACUGGUUUGUGAAGGUGCGCAAGAUUAAAGCCAUCUACCACACGCUGAACUUGUUCAAUUUGGACGUCACGCAGAAGUGUUUGAUCGCGGAAUGCUGGGUUCCGCUGCUGGACUUUGAAACGAUUCAAAUCGCGCUGCGGCGUGGUACCGAGCGGUCCGGAUCGUCCGUUCCCCCGAUCUUGAACCGUAUGGAAACGUUUGAAGAUCCACCAACGUACAACCGGACAAAUAAAUUUACGCACGCGUUCCAGGCGCUGAUCAACGCGUACGGUGUUGCUAGCUAUCGCGAAAUGAACCCGGCACCGUACACCAUCAUCACCUUCCCGUUCUUGUUUGCGGUGAUGUUUGGCGAUCUUGGACAUGGCACGAUCAUGGCUCUGUUCGGUUUGUGGAUGGUGCUAAAAGAGAAGCCACUGGCGGCGAAGAAAUCGGACAACGAAAUUUGGAACAUUUUCUUUGGCGGUCGGUAUAUCAUCUUCCUGAUGGGCGUAUUUUCGAUGUACACGGGCUUCGUGUACAAUGACAUCUUCUCAAAGUCACUGAACGUGUUCGGUUCGGCAUGGUCCAUCAACUACAACACCUCGACCGUGAUGACCAACAAAGCGCUGCAGCUUGAUCCGGCUGGUAAAGAUUACGUCCAAACGCCGUACCCGAUUGGGCUCGAUCCGGUCUGGCAGGUGGCCCCGUUGAACAAGAUCAUCUUCCAGAACGCGUACAAGAUGAAGAUAUCGAUCAUUUUCGGCGUCAUUCACAUGCUGUUCGGUGUGUUUGUGGGUCUGUUCAACCAUCGCUACUUUAAGAACAAGAUGGCGAUCUACUGCGAGUUCAUCCCGCAGGUGAUCUUCCUGGUGUUUUUGUUCUUCUACAUGACGCUGCUAAUGUUUAUCAAGUGGGUGAAAUAUUCGGCGGCAAAUGAUGUGCCCCAUUCGGCCGGCUGUGCUCCAUCGAUCUUGAUCACGUUCAUCAAUAUGGUGCUGUUUAAGGCACCGGAUGAAAGUACUGGCGAUUGCUCUCCGUUUAUGUUUGCCGGACAGCAGGGAUUGCAAAAGUUCCUCGUCGUCGUGGCACUUCUCUGCGUACCGUGGAUGUUGCUCGCGAAGCCCAUUCUGAUUAUGCGCAGCCGUAAGGAAGCAGCCCAUCAACCAAUCACACCAUACAGCAAUGAAAAUGGUGACGCCGACGGAUUAAAUCAACACAACAACGCUGUUGGAACACAGGGAGGACAACAGCCGCCUGCACAACAGCAACAGCAGGGCGGUGGCCAUGGACACGACAAUGAAGAAAUGUCCGAGAUCUUCAUACACCAGGGUAUCCACACGAUCGAGUACGUCCUCGGAUCCGUAUCGCAUACCGCGUCGUACCUUCGUCUGUGGGCUUUGUCGUUGGCCCAUGCACAACUUGCGGAAGUGUUGUGGAACAUGGUGCUGCAAAAUGGGCUGAAGCAGGACGGUUGGAUCGGUGGCAUUGCUUUGUGGGCCGUGUUUGCGUUCUGGGCUGUGCUGACCGUGGGUAUUCUUGUGCUGAUGGAAGGUCUUUCGGCAUUCUUGCACACUCUUCGUUUGCACUGGGUGGAGUUCCAGAGUAAGUUCUACGCUGGACUUGGUUACGCUUUCCAACCGUUCUCGUUCGAGGUCAUCCUUGAUGCGAGCUCCAGCUCGACGGAAGACUAAAGU
Messenger RNA from Anopheles maculipalpis, 2725 nucleotides. It is a transcript of the gene Vha100-1, whose product is annotated as V-type proton ATPase 116 kDa subunit a 1. The record is from RefSeq and is a predicted model, not a curated record. Gene Ontology annotation, molecular function: proton-transporting ATPase activity, rotational mechanism; ATPase binding. The transcript has 9 exons. Bases 110 to 2722 code for a protein of 870 amino acids. NCBI's taxonomy places the organism in Eukaryota, Metazoa, Arthropoda, Insecta, Diptera, Culicidae. Gene Ontology annotation, biological process: proton transmembrane transport; vacuolar acidification. Gene Ontology annotation, cellular component: plasma membrane; vacuolar proton-transporting V-type ATPase, V0 domain; vacuolar proton-transporting V-type ATPase complex.